This is a messenger RNA of Medicago truncatula (barrel medic), 1840 nucleotides long. Its product is annotated as probable receptor-like protein kinase At1g80640. Gene Ontology annotation, molecular function: ATP binding; protein kinase activity. Gene Ontology annotation, biological process: protein phosphorylation. The record is from RefSeq and is a predicted model, not a curated record. The transcript is spliced from 10 exons. NCBI's taxonomy places the organism in Eukaryota, Viridiplantae, Streptophyta, Magnoliopsida, Fabales, Fabaceae. The coding region runs from base 75 to 1436 and encodes 453 amino acids.
AUACACAUUCACUUUCAAGUGGCUCACAAACUUUUACUUGUGUCACUGUGUGCAAUGCAUGUGUGUUCCUUUUCAUGUUCCAUCUAUCUUCACAUGUUUUCAUAGAAACAAUGAAAAUGAAGCUUCUUUUUAUGUUCUUCCUUAUUCCUCACAAACCCAUUUGGAUUCUUGCCUCUAUAGUACACCCUCUUGUUCCCUCUCCUCAAAUUUCACCAAUUCUUACAUCAAUCGCUGUAUCUGCUUCCUCUCCAGAUAUUCAUGUGGGGGAUGAACAUCAAAAUAUGGAUUCACACAAGAAAAAGGUAAUGGCUUUUGUGGCAGCUAGCACUGGACUUGGUGCUAUCAUUUUGUGUUUGUUAAGCUUCUGGAUUUUUUACAUCAAGUAUUCUUCAAAAUCCAAAAAGAAAAACCUUCAAAACUCAGAUGGUGAAAAAGGGCUUGGUUUAGUUCCAUUUUUGAGUAAAUUCAGUUCUGUGAAGAUGGUUGGUAAGAAAGGGUGUGUUCCAAUCAUUGACUAUAAGCAAUUAGAAAAAGCCACUGGAAAUUUCAAGGAAAGUAACAUCAUAGGUGAGGGUGGUUUUGGAUGUGUUUACAAGGCUAGGUUGGAUGAUAAUUUAGAUGUUGCCAUCAAGAAGUUGAACUGUGAAUGUCAAUAUGCUGAGAGAGAAUUUGAGAAUGAGGUGGAUUUGUUAAGUAAAAUUCAACAUCCAAAUGUAAUUUCUCUACUGGGCUGUAGCAGUAAUGAGGAUUCAAGGUUUAUUGUCUAUGAGUUGAUGCAAAAUGGAUCAUUGGAAACUCAAUUACAUGGACCAUCUCAUGGCUCAGCAUUGACUUGGCAUAUGAGGAUGAAGAUUGCUCUUGACACAGCUAGAGGUUUAAAAUAUCUGCAUGAGCACUGCUACCCUGCAGUGAUCCAUAGAGAUCUGAAAUCUUCUAAUAUUCUUUUAGAUGCAAACUUCAAUGCCAAGCUUUCUGAUUUUGGUCUUGCAAUAACUGAUGGGUCCCAAAACAAGAAUAACAUCAAGCUUUCAGGCACAUUGGGGUAUGUUGCCCCGGAGUAUCUUUUAGAUGGUAAAUUGACAGAUAAAAGUGAUGUGUAUGCUUUUGGAGUUGUGCUUCUUGAGCUUCUAUUAGGAAGAAAGCCUGUGGAAAAACUUACACCAUCUCAAUGCCAGUCUAUUGUCACAUGGGCCAUGCCACAGCUCACAGACAGAUCCAAGCUUCCAAACAUUGUGGAUAAUGUGAUUAAGAAUACAAUGGAUCCUAAGCACUUAUACCAGGUUGCUGCUGUGGCUGUAUUAUGUGUGCAGCCAGAGCCGUGUUACCGCCCUUUGAUUGCAGAUGUUCUACACUCCCUCAUCCCUCUUGUACCUGUUGAGCUUGGAGGAACACUCAGAGUUUCACAAGUGACGCAGCAACCUAAGAAUUCUAGUUAACAUAGUCAUCAUCGAUUUCAGACAACGUUCUUGCAUUGAGAAUUCAGGCAAUGUUUUCAUGAUGCUGCCAAAUGAAUGAUUCUUUAUAAAAGCUCGGGAUUGCAGACAGAUUCAUAGCCACAUUGUUCAUGUAUGCAGUCUAAGAGUUUGACCAUGAAACAUAGAAACGUUCAUAAGGGAAAAGGGUAGGCCCAAAUAUGAAGAGCUUGGGAUUGUUAAUGAUAAAUGCGGAGUAGAUUUUAGUUUUGAUUUCGUGAAAAUAUUUGUGUAUAGUGAAGUGAUUUUGUGGAACUAUGUACUGGUCAGAGAGGAUCUGAUUGUCUUUCAUUACCUCUUUUGACUGUAUGUAAUUCAAUAAAACCGGAUUACAAAUAAUUCAUAUAGAAGCUACUUAUUCUGCUAAA